GUGUAAUUUCUGUUACAUUAGCACUAUUUAUGUAAUAAAAAUUCGAGGGUGAUGACACCUCCUUAUCUUGUUGUUAGCCUUCUCCUUCUUGUCCAUUGUCUCAUCAUUUAGCUCCCACUUACAGUACUUCCAUUUUCCAUCAAAAACCCAAAAUCCCACCAAAGAAAAGUUAAAGAAGAAACAGAAGAGUCUCAUCUUACAAACUGUUACUUCUCCAUUGGUGGGAAACUUGUGAUUUUUCCAAGAAAUCGGCCCUCUUUUUUCGUUUUUCCAUCUCUUUUGCUUUAACCCUUUUUUGGGUAUUCUUGAAACAGCAGAGGAAUUGAUUGAGCUGCUGCAGCUAGCUGCAUGCUUUACUUGGAUUGAAAAAGAUUUGAUCUUUAUUUGGAGUUCUGUUUUUCUCUCUGCAAAAAUCAUGAAAUCUUUGAAGUGUUGAUGUCUGCUUCUGUUUGUACUGAUCUGCACCAGCCCAUGGUAGGGAUAUACACAGACUGGAAUCCUUGUCCCCUAAUGUGAAUAGACCAUUUUGCCCCUCCCCCAAAAAUACCCUUCAAAAAAUGACCAAACCAGCCAAAUCCAUUCUUUCCCUCCAAAUCCUAACUGUUUUCUUGAUCUCAUUAUCCUGUUUCAAGCUGUCCCAAUGCCUACAAUCAGAGGUGGAAGCCUUGCUAGAAUUCAGGAAACACAUAAUUGAUCCCUUAAACCACUUACAAUCAUGGAAAGAUUCAGAUUCAGAUUCCCCUUGUAGAUUCUAUGGAAUCCAUUGUGAUCAAGGAAUGGUCACUGGGAUCUCUCUAGACAAUCUAUCCCUCUCAGGGCAGAUAUCGCCAUCGCUCUCCGCCCUGCACGGCCUCGCCUCCCUCGCCCUCACGUCUCACUUGCUAACAGGGCCUCUCCCGGCCGAGCUGAGCAAGUGCUCAAACCUCAAAGUCCUAAAUGUCUCUGGUAACUACUUGAGUGGAAGUGUUCCUGAUUUCUCAAUGCUGACGAACUUGGAAGUGCUCGACUUGUCGCUUAACUCGUUCACAGGGCCGUUCCCGGGCUGGGUCGGGAGCCUGACCGGCUUAGUUUCAUUAGGCCUUGGUAUGAACAGCUACGAUGAGGGCGAGAUUCCUCACAGCAUUGGCAAAUUGAAGAAGUUGCAAUGGCUCUACUUGGCUAACUCGAGCUUGAAGGGUGAGAUACCCGAGUCCAUCUUCGACUUGGAGGCGUUAGGCACGUUGGAUAUAUGCAUCAACAAGAUCACAGGGAGGUUUCCGGCUUCCAUCUCCAAGAUGAGGAAUUUGUUCAGGAUUGAGCUGUACUCGAACAACCUCACAGGCGAAAUCCCGGCUGGGCUAGCUAAUCUGACCGAUCUCGAGGAGUUUGAUGUGUCGAACAACCAAAUGCACGGUGUGAUCCCAAAGGAUAUUGGGAGUUUGAAGAAACUAACUGUGUUCCAGUUGUUCAAGAACAACUUCUCAGGGGAGAUUCCAUCUGGUUUCGGAGAAAUGCAGCAUCUCAAUGCAUUUUCCAUCUAUAAAAACGCGUUCACAGGAAUUUUCCCACAGAACCUAGGCCGUUUUUCGCCUUUGAAUAGCAUAGACAUAUCGGAGAACAGAUUCUUCGGUCCGUUUCCUAAGUACUUGUGCCAGAACAAGAAUCUUCAAUACUUGCUUGCAUUGGAGAAUGAUUUCUCAGGGGCGUUUCCGGAUAGUUAUGGUGAUUGUAUCCCUCUGCAGAGGCUGAGGGUUAGCCAGAACCGGCUCAACGGGUCCAUUGCAGACAGGGUUUGGGGGCUUCCGAACGUGCAAGUCAUGGAUUUUAGUGAUAACAGCUUCAGCGGGAGGGUGUCACCGGACAUUGGGGCAUCGUUGCAGCUGACAGAGCUAAUGCUGUCAAACAACGGAUUCUCGGGUGAGUUGCCUCGAGAGCUCGGUGGUCUUGCCUUAAUGGAGCGUAUCUACUUGAACAAUAACAAAUUCUCUGGUGGUAUACCUUCACAGCUCGGGGCGUUGAAGCAGAUCGCGUCGUUGCAUUUGGAAGGGAACGCCUUAUCCGGAUACGUCCCUGCAGAGUUGGCUAACUGCACAAGAUUGGUGGACUUGAAUCUUGCUUCAAACCAGCUGAGUGGCUGGAUUCCAAGGAGCUUCUCGAACAUGGCCUCGUUGAACUCAUUGAACCUCUCGAGAAACGAGCUAACAGGGUCGAUCCCGAAGGACUUUGACAGGCUGAGGUUCUCAUCCGUGGAUCUGUCGGAUAACCAGUUGUCAGGGAGUGUGCCUUGCUAUUUCGUGAUGGUGGCCGGUGACAAGGCACUCGCUGGGAACGACGGCCUCUGCUUAGACGACGACGAGGAGGAGGGGAAGAGGAAAUUCACUGACUCUGCCUUGCCUCUCUGUGUUCAUCAGAGAAAUGGACACAAGAGCUUGAUUAAGAGCAAGUUAGCGAUGUUAAGCAUCAUCCUAGUCACCCUCAUUGUCUUCCUCGUCGGGCUGCUGUUUGUGAGCCAUAGGAAUUUCAAGAAAGGCGAGGCAGCCGCGGGGAUGGGAGACGAGAAGGGCGUGCUGCCUUGGAAGCUCGAGAGCUUCCAACAAGUGGAGUUUGAUGUGGAUGAUAUAUACGAUUUGGAUGAGGAUAACUUGAUCGGGAGCGGGAGCACCGGGAAGGUGUAUCGCCUUGACUUGAGCAAGGGCUGCGGAACCGUUGCUGUGAAGCAGCUGUGGAGGGGGAAUGGGGUGAAGCUCAUGGCUGCAGAGAUGGAGAUUCUUGGAAAGAUUAGGCAUAGGAAUAUAGUCAAAUUGUAUGCUUGUUUGAUGAAAGAAGGCUCGAAUUUCUUGGUUUUCGAGUACAUGUCGAAUGGGAACUUGUUCCAGGCUCUGCACCGAGAGAUCAAGGCCGGUAAGCCGGAGCUGGAUUGGUAUCAACGGUACAAGAUCGCGGUCGGGGCUGCAAAAGGCAUCGCCUACUUGCACCACGACUGCAGCCCGCCUAUCAUUCACAGAGACAUCAAGUCGACUAACAUACUACUCGAUGAGGACUACGAGGCCAAAAUCGCUGAUUUUGGCGUUGCGAAGGUGGCUGAUCAGUCCUCUCCGAAGGGGUCCGAGUGGAGCAGCUUUGCCGGGACCCAUGGCUACUUUGCACCGGAGAUGGCCUAUUCCCUCAAGGUGACGGAGAAGAGCGACGUGUACAGCUUUGGGGUCGUGCUGAUGGAGCUCGUGACGGGGAGGAGGCCGGUGGAGGAGGAGUUCGGGGACGGGAAGGACUUGGUGUAUUGGGUUUCGACUCAUCUCAGCAGCAGGGAGGCUGUGAUCAAGGUUCUUGAUCCGAAGGCGGUGCCUCAGCUCGUUCAGGACGACGCGAUCAAGGUGUUGAAGAUCGCGACGUUGUGCACGUCGAAGCUACCGAAUCUGCGGCCGAGCAUGAAGGAGGUGAUCAAGAUGCUUGUGGAUGCUGAGCCUGGGGCUGGCUUGAGGUCUCCAGAUAGUGUGGAGAGGAAUGAAAAAGGGGUGUGUUUAGACCAUUUUGGAGAUGGUUUUUAAAUUUGGUUUUUGUGUAGAUAAUUGUUAAUUUAAGUGUUUUUGAGAUUUUAAGGUUGGUUGAAAUCUCAAUAUAUAUGUAUGUUAUAGAUUGAUUAUGAAUGUCUCAUUUUGUAUGAUUUCAACAGCAAUUUAUGCAGGCAGGAAGUGCUGCUUGGGGUUA
Salvia splendens (bonfire salvia) is the source of this 3684-nucleotide messenger RNA. Its product is annotated as receptor protein-tyrosine kinase CEPR2. Gene Ontology annotation, molecular function: protein kinase activity; ATP binding; receptor serine/threonine kinase binding. The transcript is spliced from 3 exons. The record is from RefSeq and is a predicted model, not a curated record. NCBI's taxonomy places the organism in Eukaryota, Viridiplantae, Streptophyta, Magnoliopsida, Lamiales, Lamiaceae. Gene Ontology annotation, biological process: protein phosphorylation. The coding region runs from base 558 to 3524 and encodes 988 amino acids.